GCUCAUAAAGGAGGAGGAGGAGGGGGAGGAUGCUCCAGGCACCGGACCAGAGCACCGAGGGCAGCCGGACACCGGGACUGCCACCAUGGCUCAGUCCAAGGGCACAGUGGUCCUUGCCUACAGCGGGGGGCUCGACACCUCCUGCAUCCUGGUGUGGCUGAAGGAGCAGGGCUACGACGUUGUCGCCUACCUGGCCAACAUCGGGCAGAAGGAAGAUUUUGAGGCAGCACGAAAGAAAGCUCUGGCACUGGGGGCCAAGAAGGUUUACAUCGAGGACGUGAGCAGGGAGUUCGUGGAGAAGUUCAUCUGGCCGGCAGUUCAGGCCAACGCCCUGUACGAGGAUCGGUACCUGCUGGGCACAGCCCUGGCACGGCCCUGCAUCGCCCACAAGCUCGUGGAGAUCGCCCAGAGAGAGGGAGCCCAGUUUGUCGCCCACGGCGCCACGGGCAAGGGCAAUGACCAGGUCCGGUUCGAGCUCAGCUGCUAUGCCCUGUGUCCCAAGAUCAAGGUUGUGGCGCCGUGGAGGCUGCCCGCGUUUUACCAGCGCUUCCCUGGACGCCGUGAGCUGAUGGAUUAUGCCAAGAAACAUGGGAUCCCCGUGCCUGUGACACCUCAGACGCCCUGGAGCAUGGAUGAGAACCUAAUGCACAUCAGCUACGAAGCCGGGAUCCUGGAGAACCCCAAGAACCAGGCUCCUCCCGGGCUCUACACCAAGACCUGUGAUCCGGCCAAAUCUCCCGACACCCCAGACGUGCUGGAGAUCAAGUUUGAGCGGGGUGUCCCAGUGAAGGUCACCAACAUUGGGGAUGGAGCCACUCGUUCCUCAGCCCUGGAGCUCUUUGUGUACCUGAACGACAUCGCGGGCAAGCAUGGGGUUGGGCGCAUUGACAUCGUGGAGAAUCGCUUCGUUGGCAUGAAGUCCAGAGGUAUCUAUGAGACCCCAGCAGGAACGAUCCUAUACCACGCGCAUUUAGAUAUCGAGGCCUUCACCAUGGACCGGGAAGUGCGGAAAAUCAAGCAGGGACUCUCCCUGAAAUUCUCAGAGCUGGUGUACAACGGCUUCUGGCACAGCCCUGAGUGCGAGUUCGUGCGGGAGUGCAUCGGGCGCUCGCAGGAGCCGGUGGUGGGCACCGUGCGCCUCUCCGUCUUCAAGGGCCAGGUCUACAUCCUGGGCAGGGAGUCCCCACGGUCACUGUACAACGAGGAGCUGGUCAGCAUGAACGUGCAAGGGGACUACGAGCCCGCCGACGCCACCGGCUUCAUCAACAUCAACUCGCUCAGGCUGAAGGAAUAUCAUCGUCUCCAGAGCAAGGUCACCGUAAAGCAGGAUGAAUAGCAAUCAAUCGCACGCGAGCCUGCCGCUCCCCUUUCUAAUUUCUCUAAGAAGUAGCGCUAAUUGUGGUGGCAAUUUGUAAUUGUAACUCGUCUCCCUGGAGCGGAGUGGCGGCGGAGGUGACGGCUUUGUUACGGGGCUGCAAGUGAAAUGCAAUCGGGGGGGAAAAAAAAAAAAAUAGGUUUGUCCAUCGGAAGAGAAGUGGGGAAAGAAAUAAACCCCCAGCCACGCGCGGGGUCCGGCAUUGAGAGCCGAGCUUUA
This is a messenger RNA of Catharus ustulatus (Swainson's thrush), 1594 nucleotides long. It is a transcript of the gene ASS1, whose product is annotated as argininosuccinate synthase 1. Gene Ontology annotation, cellular component: cytoplasm. The transcript is spliced from 15 exons. Gene Ontology annotation, biological process: urea cycle; L-arginine biosynthetic process. Gene Ontology annotation, molecular function: argininosuccinate synthase activity; ATP binding. Lineage: Eukaryota; Metazoa; Chordata; Aves; Passeriformes; Turdidae. The record is from RefSeq and is a predicted model, not a curated record. Bases 86 to 1336 code for a protein of 416 amino acids.